UUGCGCUGCGCCCUCUUUGGCUCUCUGCCUUGGCAACUCACGUUAGCUAGCAAGUUAGCUAGAUAGUCUAUGCGCAACGUUGCCGCGAUGUAAGGCCGCGGACAAAUAUGCACACACAUGAUUUAACUGUUAGAGAUUUUUAUCCGAUUUUGACCUUAAUUUAAUACUGUGAAGCGGGACGAUUUCGGCGUGUGUAGCUAAGACAAUGUUAAAGUGUGGACCCGGACGCUCUCCCUCCGGAUUGGCUAGCCCGAACUAGUAACGUUAGCUAGGUUUCCAAGACGGGGACUAAAGUCUCAGCUUGCCACAUACCAGCCACACACAGUGAAAAUGUAGACGUGAAUGGUAGUCACGUCGCUUGCUGUCGUUAGCCAGCCAUAACUCCGGAUGAGUUACAUUUUACAGAUCACUGACAGAAACCAGAUAGAGUGGAAGUGAGGAAGCCAACCAGACCUCGCCACCAUGUUGGAGGAGGACAUGGAAGUGGCCAUCAAGGUGGUCGUGGUGGGCAAUGGAGCUGUUGGCAAGUCAAGUAUGAUCCAACGUUACUGCAAGGGCAUCUUCACCAAGGAUUACAAAAAGACCAUAGGAGUGGACUUUCUGGAAAGACAGAUAGUUGUAAAUGACGAAGAGGUGAGAUUGAUGCUGUGGGACACCGCUGGCCAGGAGGAGUUUGAUGCCAUUACCAAGGCCUACUACCGUGGUGCUCAAGCGUGUGUACUAGUCUUCUCUACCACAGACAGGGAGUCUUUCCAGGCUAUUGGCAGCUGGAGGGAGAAGGUGGAGACGGAGGUCGGAGAUAUCCCCACUGUUCUCGUACAGAACAAAAUCGACCUCCUGGAUGAGACUGUUAUAAAAAACGAGGAGGCAGAGGCCUUGGCUAAAAGGCUGAAGUUGAGAUUUUACCGGGCCUCUGUAAAAGAGGACCUCAAUGUCAAUGAAGUUUUCAAAUACUUAGCGGAGAAGUAUCUUCAGCGACUCAAACAGAAAACAGCGGAGGAGCCAGAGGUGGUCCACACAACAAGCAAUAAAAUAGGUGUUUUCAAUACCACAAGUAGUAACGUCUGCAACCAGAGCUCCAGCAACGGCCGAGAAGUCAUCACUUUGCGACCUAACAAACAAAGGACCAAGAAGAGUAAAAAUCCCUUUGGAAGCUGCAGCUUAGUGUAGAUCGAAUCAUUUGAAUUUAGUGCCUGCCUGGGGAACGGUUUUCAACUCUAGACUGGUCAUUGUUGUAUGCUACAGAUGGAGCCACAUUCAGAGACCAAAGCCUGCAAAGAGUGGGAAAUAACUGAUUUGAUAACCUUACAUUUAAUCUACAAUUAUAUGUUUUCCCCUAUCUAGAUAGUCGAAUAUCAUUUAAUUCAGCCUUCCCAUCAACAUUGUGUGCACAGUACUACAUUUGGAAGGUCUUGGGUCCAUGUUGUGGUUACUGUAGUUAAUACAAUCGAAUGAAUUAAAAGAAAAGAAAAUGGAAUUCACAAGUUAUUCCUAUGAAUUUUGAACAGUUUAAUCAGUUUGCUAAUAUGAAUAGCUUUCAGGCUGUGUUAUCAUCAAGAACUAGCACUAGGUGCUGCUGCAGGGGUGGUGAUUUAGGGAUUUACCUUGUGGACUGAAUGUUUGUCCUUGCUUUGGGAGACUCAAAUCAUACCAAAUUGCCUCAUAUUGUAGGAAUAACAUGUGAAUUGUGUUUGAUGGCCCAGUCCUCCUUUUGGGGCUAAGAUUAUUGCAUAAAACUGACAGUAUGAAUUGGUAUACAAUCAUCUCAACAAAUUAUGUAACAGGAAAGGUUGCACUCUUGCUCACUGAAAACAUUUUUUCAUGUACAUGAUUUUUACAGCCGCCCAUUCCUGUGUUUGACUUUUCACCUGUGCAAUAUGUUUGUAUGUAUUGUAGGAGAUACACAGAUUAUUUUGUACCAUAUUUUUCUAACUGUCCACAGAAUAUGGUUCAAUAUAUACUGUUUAUCAUAGACGGAACACUAUGGAAUUGUUAGUUAAUUCUUUGUGCAAAAGUAUUUUUAUACAAAUCAUGACAGUGUUGAGUGAUGUGUUUCCUGGUGUGUUGUGUAACACCUUAAAGUUGACAGUGCCAAAUUUCAUCAUUCUGUCAUUUAGUAAAAUAUUAAGGCUGCAGUUACUGGAUGUAAGAUGAAACUGAUAGAAUGUACUAUAUGUAAGAAUAACCAAAUAUCAAUAACUAUUGGCACAAAAUAGCCUCCUAUAUGUCUGCUUACACUCCACUUAUUUACCAAUUUGUUAACCAAAUGAUAGAAGAGCUUUGUUUGAUAUAGAUCAUGAGUUAAAUUAAUGAUGCUCACUGAAUUUGCUCUGCUUAUAGUACCUCACAUUACAAUCAGCUAUAGUACUAUAUUUUGAAUUGCAACUGUUUACAUUUUACUUUUAACUGCUUUUCCUCCACCAGUACUUGGAAACAUUGUUUAGUCUGAGAAUAGAUGUAUUGUUUCAGACAGACUGAGUAUACUUGUGAUAUCAAACGCUCAACAAGGUCAAACAUUUUAUUCAGUUAAUGAUUUAUUACUUUUUCGGUAUUUUAUAGUCUUUGAAAGUCUUUCUGAUCUGUUGGGUUUGGGAGAAGCGGUGGGAACUGGUGACUGAAAAUGCUACAAGCUCAUAGGCUCGAUAGUGUCCAUCGUUGUGACGGGCAAAACACUAAACUCCCUCCUUUUCUAAGGUGCACUGCAGUGCUGAGCAUCAGCACUAUAUCUUCUGCUGUUGAAAUGCUUGUGUGUCUGGAUAUGCAACCAAACAGAGUUUCUUAUUACACUUUGUGGUAGGGUACUCAUAUGUUUCUCAAACAUAUGCUCAUUCCUCAUCAGAGCUAGCUGUGUACGGUACAUCACGCCUUGUCUGCACCCUGUCUGGUACUUUGUGUCCUAUAAACACUACAUUCCUAAUUUCAUUAUCACCUCAACUGAAUCUUACCAGUCUACCAAGCACAAUGGAGUAUAAGGUGAUGUGGGAGAGUCGUUGACUAAAUAGUCUGUUUAUAAUUAUUGGAUUUGUUUUAUUAGUAGGUGCAAUUAAGUGUUCUAACUUAAAUUGAGAAUACAUGUGCAUGUGUGUUUCAUCUCCUGAGAAGGUUUUGCAUCUGUAUUUCAGUCCUACUAUAGAAAUAUUUCCUUGUUUCAAAUGAAAUGCAUUCCCAGUGAGUUGACAGGGGUGAGGUUUCACUGUAUUGAAUUCAGACUUGGUUUCUUUUAUUAUUUUUCAAUUCAUGGCCUAUUGUGGAAAUCCCAACAGGUGCUUCAAAUGUGUGUUCUACAGUUAUACCAUUGGUCGUGACAUUGUUUUCAUAUUUCAAGCAUUCUUCAUCUGUUGUACGUAGGCAGUGUUGCAGUGCUGUUUUGAAAAAAAAAAUGGUAUAAUUUUAUUGCAUGCAAGUCUUUUGUUGUUUUUUUUCCACAUCAGUGAAUGUUGAACCACAGUUACAAUGCCACAAUGCCUUGUCCUUGUUUACAUUCUUAUGCAUCUAGCAACAAAAAGCGUUAUAAUCCCUCUUGCUGUGUUUGAAAUGCUUGUAUAGUAAAUAUUGUAAAUUAAUCUUUAUUUCUCAAGCUUUCUCUGAUGUGUAACGAUGUGUUGACUUUGCCUUUUUUGCUUUUUGUUUGAAUGGUUUUAGCGCACUUUAUCAAUAAGAUGAUAUACAUAGUCUCCUCAAAAUACCAUAUAUUUAACACAUGAAACUAACUAUACUGAAGUGCUGUCACUCAGGUGUUGUAAAAAAAAAAAAAAAAAAGUGUGUCCUCUUGUUACUGUACUGUUUCACCGAUGCCUUCAUAAACCAUUUCGACACGUUCAUCUAGAACACCCAGAUACGUUUCCAGUCAUGACAUCUUUGAUGAAAAAUGUAAAAAAAAAAAAAAAAAAAAAAACUACAGUCUUAGUUGAAUUUUUGUUUUUAACAGUUACAAAUGUAUCUCAACUUCAAGGUGUGCUACACAGCUGUACACCUGAUGAUUCAAAUUUGAUGGUAAUCUGACAUAAAUAAAACUUUACUUUUUUCUCAA
Molecule: messenger RNA, 4030 nt
Organism: Myripristis murdjan (pinecone soldierfish)
Lineage: Eukaryota; Metazoa; Chordata; Actinopteri; Holocentriformes; Holocentridae
Gene: rab23
Product: RAB23, member RAS oncogene family
Exons: 7
Coding region: 463-1170 (235 amino acids)
Molecular function (GO): GTPase activity; GTP binding
Source: RefSeq, a predicted model, not a curated record